Molecule: messenger RNA, 1283 nt
Organism: Musca domestica (house fly)
Lineage: Eukaryota; Metazoa; Arthropoda; Insecta; Diptera; Muscidae
Gene: caspase-1
Product: caspase
Biological process (GO): apoptotic process; proteolysis
Cellular component (GO): cytoplasm
Source: RefSeq, marked provisional
AUAUUGCAUUAAAAAAAUGGCUCAAUCGGAGGAACAAACUGGAGAUUUUGUUAAUCGCUCUACUAACACAGAGGAUUUUCCCGAUGCAUUCGGAUCAUUGGGUUCAACAUCGACAAGCUAUUAUGGUGGCGGCUAUAACAAUGCUGGAAAUCAACACCAGAUGCAGCAGGGUGCAAUAGCCCAAUUAGCGAACAAAGGUUUCGGUACAUCGUCUACAUCAAAUUAUACUGCCAGGAUGCCGACUGACCGUCAUGCAGUUGAGUACAAUAUGCGUCAUAAAAACCGGGGGCUUGCCAUGAUUUUUAAUCAUGAACAUUUCACUGUGCAAUCACUCAAAUCAAGAUCAGGCACAAACGUCGAUUGUGAUAAUUUGGCUCGAUGUCUCAAACAACUAGAUUUUGAUGUUCAGAUUUAUAAAGAUUUUACACUAAAAGAACUUAUGCGUCAGGUUGAAUGGGCAGCUAGCCAGGAUCACACCAAUAACGAUUGUAUUUUGGUGACCAUUCUUUCGCACGGAGAAUUGGGCUAUAUUUAUGCUAAAGAUACGCAGUACAAAUUGGACAGUAUUUGGAGUUAUUUCACAGCACAACACUGUCCCACAUUAGCUGGAAAGCCAAAAUUAUUCUUUAUUCAAGCUUGUCAAGGUGAUCGUUUGGACCCCGGUGUCACUAUGAAACGUGCAGUGACUCAAACUGAUGGUGAGUCAUCAAUGAGUUAUAAAAUACCGGUGCAUGCAGAUUUCCUUAUUGCAUACUCAACGAUACCAGGGUUUUACUCAUGGCGUAAUACAACCAGAGGAUCCUGGUUUAUGCAAUCUUUGUGUGCUGAGCUAACUGCCAACGGUAAACGGUACGAUAUACUUACAUUGCUUACGUUUGUUUGUCAACGUGUUGCCGUUGAUUUUGAGUCAUGUACCCCAGAUACACCAGAUAUGCACCAACAGAAGCAGAUUCCAUGUAUAACGACAAUGCUUACGCGAAUACUACGUUUUUCUGAAAAGAAUCAAUUACCACCAGCAGCAAGAGUUUAAAUCCACCGUAUACCAGAAAUAAAAGUGUGGAUUCAUUCUGGUAAAUGUGAUAGAAUAGACAACAGUUUUGAAACUCUGGUUUUUAUAUCAUAAAAUUUCUUAUUACUCAUAUUUAUAACCAAAUUUAAAAAUUCGCAUGUUUUUUAUAAAUCAUAAUAUUCGUAGGUAUAUAACAUCUUGUGAAAUUGUAUGACUGAUGUCCCACUUUACAAAUAUCCAAUAAAUCUUACUUUCUUAAAUUAUUUCAUUUAAA